UGUCACUUUGCAUGUCAGCUGCAGUACUGGAGACUUUACCUGCUGUCACUGGUGCUGGGAAUUGAGGGAUGUUUUCAAUAUGGCAUCCAAUUGUCUCUCGUCGCUUCUCCGGAAGUGCACAUUCAGAGUUUUGUGAACUACACAUGGAUGGUGAGGUACAAAACUCCAAUCGACAAAUCUACCAACCAGCUCAUCUGGUCCUUCUUCGUGGCUGUUUUAAGUGUGGGAUGCUGGGCUGGGGCUGUUCACAGUGGAAGCCUUCCUGUCACCUAUGGCCGAUUAAAUCCAAGAUUAUUCUUUGAACUGUCAGGCACCUCACAGCUCAUGGUCUUCAGUCGCACAGCAAAGUCUUUUGAGAUGAUCUUGCUGGGAAGAUUUCUCUAUGGAUAUAAUAAUGGUCUCGGUCUGUGCGUACACCUCAUGUAUCUCUGUGAGAGCUCUCCACAGAAACUCAGGGGUUUCUUGACUCUGACGAGCUCAAUCUUCAUUGGCUUGGGGAAAGUCGUGGGUCAGAUAAUUGGCAUCAAUGAAACUCUGUGUCAAUUAAACCUCAGUAAAGAUCUAUUCAUUGGCAGACUGAUGGAACAGACUUUGGAUGUAAUCCUUGUGGUAUUUCUGUGUCCAACAGCUUUACAGUGGCUGUGGCAGGAGGACAACUUAAAGAUGGAGUUGGACGACAUGCAGCUGGAGCGGGAGAGGUCUCAGGGAGAAAAGGCAAAGACUGUAAAGGAUCUGCUCACCUCUCGCUGUGUGCGAUGGCAACUGCUGACUCUAGCCAUCCCUUGUGCUCGCCUUCAGUUUUGCGGCAUCAAUGCUCUGUGCUUCUACGCCUUUGACAUCUUCCGUGAGUCUGGAGUGCCAGAGGACAAGAUGCAUUACUUGGCCAUUGAUAUUGGAGCAACAGAGCUCAUCGCUAUAACGUUGUGUUCCUUCUUGAUCGAUCGUGCUGGCAGAAAGAAACUUAUGGGCUAUGGCUAUCUACUGAUGGGUAUCACCAUGUGUGUUCUUACCGUCAUGUUGUCAAUCAAGGUAAAUACAUUCAGCACAUUUCCUCUUCUUCUGUUGUAUGUUAGAGGAUUCAUUCCAUCAAUCCAACUUUUACAGGAUCUGAAUUCAUGGAUCCCGUAUGUGAACAUCACUCUGAUCUUUUGUGUCAUUUGCAUUUAUGGGCUUGGGCCUUCUGGAGUGUCUAUGGUUCUCCUUGCUGACCUCUUCCUACAAGUCUGGCGUCCUUCUGCUUACGUGGUUUGUGGGACCAUCAACUGGCUCUGCAUGUUUGUUAUAGGGUUGCUGUUUGGCUAUAUUGUGGAUGGACUUGGACAAUUCUGCUUCCUGUUUUUAAUGGCUUACUCACUUGGUAGUGGAGCAUUUAUUAUAUAUUUUGUCCCAGAGACCAAAGGAAAGACAAUGGUAGAGAUCAUGGAGGACUUCAACAAACUGAAUUACAAGAACAGGACAGGUGAUAUUGAAAACACUGAUGUUGGUCUUGAAACUAAAUUUUAACUUUUUUUUCCUCAUGUAAGUCACCUGUAAGUUUCCUUUAUGCAACCAAGUGCAGUUAUUGCUUUUAGCAAAAUUCUGAUAAUUACAUACGCAAAGGGCUGAUGUUACAUUUGUAAAUAUGUACAAUUAAAAAUAAAACACAUCUUUGAUCCUGGUCUCUGCUUUUAUAGUUAUUCACAUAAAACAUCA
This is a messenger RNA of Haplochromis burtoni (Burton's mouthbrooder), 1692 nucleotides long. RefSeq names its product solute carrier family 2, facilitated glucose transporter member 11-like. Gene Ontology annotation, biological process: monosaccharide transmembrane transport. The transcript has 10 exons. The annotation marks the transcript as partial. Gene Ontology annotation, cellular component: membrane. The record is from RefSeq and is a predicted model, not a curated record. Gene Ontology annotation, molecular function: hexose transmembrane transporter activity. Lineage: Eukaryota; Metazoa; Chordata; Actinopteri; Cichliformes; Cichlidae.